AUGGUGAAGCUGAGCAAAGAGGCCAAGCAAAGACUGCAGCAGCUCUUCAAGAGUGGCCAGGUUGCCAUCCGCUGGGGCUUCAUACCUCUCGUGAUUUACCUGGGACUUAAGAGUGUUACAAACCCUGCAAUGCCUAAACCACCUGCUUUGAGCCUAGUCUGGACUCAGGGCCUAGGAACACAAGAUGACAAAGCUUUAGAAAAUCAGGAUUCCAAGGGAUCGCAAAUGAUCAGUUCUAAACAUCUUACUUUUUUCGUGCUUCUUGCCUAUUUGGUGCGAGUCAUUAGUAAACCUCCACAACUCCCCGUCUUCGGAGACCCAAGCAGGGGUCAAGGAGGGAGACGCUGCACAAAUACAGAUGUUGCAGCAUUUCCUCAUCCCACCCCAGCUUGUCCUGAGUUUGAGCUUGUUUCAGCCCGGCCAAUCACCCUCUACCAGGAACGGAUGCAUGGAUGCGAAGGAAGGACCCCAGCUUUGGAGACUCUCUCUUUUUCUUGGCCAGCAUCCCCCAGUGCACGACAGGUGUGCCGUUUGUUUUCACAACACCCAAAGGGCACAGGCCGGACUCCCAUCCGCCCAUCCCCCGUUCGGGCAACAGGACGACGGAGGGCAAGACAGGCCACCUCCACCACCUUGUCUGAGCGCUCGGGCAGCCCCGCCCCCCAUCCACUCUGCGCUCCACAGCUGCCGCAGCCACCACACUGGGCUGUGCAGCUCCGUGCACUUGUUGCCGUCCCCAGGGAACUAGGAAGCGGCGCCCAUACCUCAGGCAGCCCAGCCCUCAGUUGCACCCCCUUUCCAGCUCUGCUAACCCACGCGUCCCCUGGGAUCCUGGAGAAAGUGGUCCCACAGCUGCAAACUCAGGUGGACAAACUUUUCCGCCCAGGACUGCUGGGAGUCGCGGAGAAUGGAGCCCCAAAAGAGCAUUUACCUGGAGGUGUGACCCCGCUGCUUCCGGAGACCAAGCGAGGCGCUGGCUCCAGCGCCCUACCCGAGGGCGCCCCGGAACACUCCCCCAGACCACAGCCUUCUGAGUCGCUAAGGCUUUCCUCGAGCUGA
Molecule: messenger RNA, 1059 nt
Organism: Chrysochloris asiatica (Cape golden mole)
Lineage: Eukaryota; Metazoa; Chordata; Mammalia; Afrosoricida; Chrysochloridae
Exons: 3
Coding region: 1-1059 (352 amino acids)
Biological process (GO): protein import into mitochondrial matrix
Cellular component (GO): mitochondrial outer membrane translocase complex
Source: RefSeq, a predicted model, not a curated record